CAGAAGUCAGCAGUAAAGCACAGUGCAAGCCCCCUCCCAGAGCAAGGUCCCAGGAAGCGGACCCUCCGCGCUAGCUCGCCGCCACCCAUCUCAGCCACUUGCAGUGUAACCGGAGGCGGCCCCGGGGACUUAUUCUUUCCUGCUAACCCGGCUGUCAGGCAAGUGAGUGAGGAGUCCGGCCAGUGGGGAGCGGAUCCCAGCCUGCAGGAGCAGCGGUUUCAUAACCCCUCGGAGCAGUUCAGAUAAGUUUUGUGAUAGUUAAUAAAGCUUGUUGUGGGGAUUGUUCGCCUGUCAGGACCUUUUUUUACCGGUGAAGGUGAGAAGAGCCCGGCCCCAAAGUGCCUCCCCGGCCGUUGCUUUAGGAUAUCCGCGCUCCUUGAGGGAGCCCCGUGAAUCACAGGAUGCGGCCUCCAGCGUUGGUCGCCUUGCUGCUGUUGGCAGGGACUGUGCGGGCCGCUAUGGACGAGUGCAUAGAUGAAAGCACGGGCCGGCCGCAGCGUUGCAUGCCCGAGUUUGUCAACGCAGCUUUUAAUGUGACUGUAGUGGCCACUAACACCUGUGGCUCGCCGCCGGAGGAGUACUGCGUACAGACCGGGGUUACCGGAGUCACCAAGUCCUGCCACUUGUGCGACAACAGCCAGCCCCACCUGCAGCACGGCGCCGAGUACCUCACCGACUACAACAACCAGGCGGAAACCACCUGGUGGCAGAGCCAAACUAUGCUGGCGGGGAUCCAGUACCCGAACUCCAUCAAUCUGACACUGCAUCUGGGGAAGUCCUUUGACAUCACUUACGUCCGCUUGAAGUUCCACACAAGCCGACCGGAAAGCUUUGUUUUAUAUAAAAGAACUCGAGAGGAUGGUCCAUGGAUCCCGUACCAGUAUUACAGCGGUUCCUGUGAGAACACGUACCUGAAGUCCAGCCGGGCCUUCAUCCGCACUGGGGAGGACGAACAGCAGGCUCUUUGCACAGACGAAUUUAGCGACAUUUCUCCGCUGACGGGAGGGAAUGUGGCCUUCUCUACACUGGAGGGCAGACCCAGCGCUUACAACUUUGACAAUAGCCCCGUCUUACAGGAGUGGGUGACAGCCACAGAUAUCCGUGUGUCCCUGAACAGGCUGAAUACCUUUGGUGAUGAAGUGUUCAGUGACCCCAAGGUGCUCAAAUCUUACUAUUACGCCAUUUCUGACUUUGCAGUCGGGGGCAGGUGCAAGUGCAACGGCCACGCCAGCGAAUGCGUUCGCAACGAGUUCCAGAGGCUGGUUUGCAACUGCAAGCACAACACGUACGGUGCCGACUGUGAGAAGUGUCUGCCUUUCUACAAUGACCGACCCUGGAGAAGGGCGACUGCCAACAAUGCCAAUGAGUGUCUGCCUUGUAAUUGUAAUGGCCGCUCUCAGGAGUGUUACUUCGACCCGGAGCUGUACCGCUCUACUGGGCACGGCGGACAUUGUACGGGGUGUGCGGGCAACACGGACGGACCAAACUGUGAACGCUGCCGUGAAAACUAUUACAGACAGGGCAGCGAAGAACCCUGUCAGCCCUGCCACUGCAACUCCGUGGGCUCCCUCAGCACACAGUGUGAUAACUUUGGCCGCUGCAGCUGUAAGCCGGGUGUGAUGGGUGAGAAGUGUGACCGAUGCCAGCCCGGCUUCCACUCCCUCACUGAGGCCGGAUGCAGACCCUGCGCAUGUAAUCCAGCUGGCAGCACAGAUGAGUGCAAUGCUGAAACUGGCCGCUGCAGUUGUAAAGACAACGUGGAAGGGUUCAACUGUGAGAGAUGUAAACCUGGGUUCUUUCACCUGGAUGCUGCGAACCCACGAGGCUGCACCCCAUGCUUUUGCUACGGCCAUUCUUCCGUUUGCAGCGGCGUCGAGGGCUUUAGAGUCACCACUGUUGUGUCCACCUUCGAGAGCGGUGCGGAUGGCUGGCUGGCACAGCAGAGGGAUGGAUCUGACUACCCCCUGUCCUGGAUUUCUGAGAGUAGCUCAUUGUCUGUUAUUUCUGAGAGCUAUUUCCCUAUUUAUUUCAUGGCGCCAGAAAAAUUCCUUGGUAACCAAGUUCUAAGCUACGGUCAGAACCUAACAUUCAGCUUCCGUGUUGAACGCCGUGAUACACGCCUCUCUGCCGAGGACUUAGUCCUAGAAGGUGCUGGACUCAGGGUAUCUGUGCCUUUGAUUGCUCAAGGGAAUUCUUAUCCCAGUGAGAACUCUCUGAGUUAUGUCUUCAGAUUGCAUGAGGCCACUGAUUAUCCCUGGAGACCUUCUUUGUCAUCUUUUGAAUUCCAGAAGAUGUUGCAGAAUCUGACAGCUAUUAAGAUACGGGGAACCUACAGCGAACGGAGUGCUGGUUUUCUGGAGGAGGUUAGCCUUGUGACCGCAGAAGCUGGUGUUGGCGCAUCUGCCUCGUGGGUGGAAACGUGCAGCUGCCCUGUGGGUUAUGUUGGACAGUUUUGUGAACGAUGUGCCCCAGGUUACCGCAGAGAGAACCCCAGUUUGGGACCUUACAGCCCCUGCGUGCCUUGCACUUGCAAUGGUCACAGCGACUCCUGUGAUCCUGAAUCUGGUGUUUGCCAAUGUCAGCAUAAUACCGCUGGUCCUCACUGUGAGAGGUGCAGUGAAGGAUAUUAUGGCGACAGCACGGUUGGUACCGGUUCAGACUGCCAGCCUUGUCCCUGCCCCGGUGGAUCCAGCUGUGCCGUUGUUCCUAGAACCAAGGAGGUAGUUUGCACCAAUUGCCCUGUGGGAACUACAGGAAAGAGAUGUGAGCUGUGCGAUGAUGGAUAUUUUGGUGACCCACUGGGUGAGAAUGGAGCCCCGCGUCCAUGCCGAAUUUGCGAGUGCAACAGUAACAUAGAUCCAAAUGCUGUAGGGAACUGCGAUCGCCUAACAGGAGAAUGCCUGAAAUGUAUCUACAACACAGCCGGAUUUUACUGCGACCGUUGCAAGGAUGGUUUCUACGGAUCAGCAUUGGCCCCAAAUCCAGAACUGAAAUGCAGAGCCUGCAACUGUAAUCCAUACGGCUCGGUGAAGGGGCAAACCACCUGUAAUCAGGUAACCGGUCAGUGUGAGUGCCUGCCCAAUGUCACAGAGCGGGACUGCUCGGCCUGCGAACCUGGAUUUUACAACCUGCUCAGCGGCAAAGGCUGUGAUGCGUGUAACUGCAAUGCCUUGGGUUCCACAAAUGGCCAGUGUGAUAUUCGUAGCGGGCAGUGUGAGUGCCAGCCUGGCGUCAGUGGAAAGCGUUGUGAUCGAUGCGAACCCAAUCACUUCGGCUUUGGUCCAGAUGGCUGCAAGCCAUGUGAUUGCGAUCCUGAGGGCUCAGUGUCCCUGCAGUGCAAGGAGGAUGGACGUUGUGAGUGUAAAGAUGGGUUUGUUGGCAUCCGCUGUGACCAAUGCGAAGAGAAUUAUUUCUACAACCGCUCGGGGCCUGGCUGCCAGGAGUGCCCUGCCUGCUACCGCCUGGUUAAGGACAAGGUGAUUGAACAGCGUGAAAAACUGCAUGAACUAGAGGAACUCCUUAAGAACCUGGGAACAGGGGAUCACACCGAGACCGAUCAGGCCUUUGAGGAGAGGCUCAGAGAGGCUGAAAAGGCUGUGAGUGACUUACUCGUGGACGCCCAGAGCAGUAAAGAUGUGGAUCAGGGGAUGCUGGAUCGUCUAGCAGAGAUAAAUUCCACACUGAGUUCCCAGCUGGAGCGUCUUCAGAACAUAAGAGAUAUGAUACGGAACACUGAUAAGCAAGCACAAGAGGCCCGAGAGCGCGUGGAGAGCACCGAACUUCUUAUUGGAUCUGCAAGAGAGCAGCUUGAGAGAGCCAAGGUGGCCAUAGCUAAUGUGUCGAUUAGUCCACCGGAGACAACUGGAGAUCCCAAUAACAUGACAAUCCUAGCAGAGGAGGCAAGGAAGCUAGCUGAAAGACAUACUCAAGAAGCUCAGGAGAUUGAAAAAGCAGCCAAGGAAGCCAACAACACUGCAAAUGAAGCCUAUCGCUUACUACUGAAAACCCUUGCUGCAGAGAACCAGACCGCAACAGAGAUUGAAGAACUUAACCGCAAAUAUACACAGGCUAAAGAACUAUCCCGGGAACUGGAGAAACAGGCCACCAAAGUGCAUGCCGAGGCUGAGGAGGCAGGGAAUCGGGCUUUGCAGAUCUAUGCCAAUCUGACUAGCAUCCCUCCCAUCGAUACAACAGCUUUACAAAAUGAAGCUGGGAAGAUCCAGAAAGAGGCAGAGGAGCUGGAUUUGUUGAUAGACCGGAAACUGCGAGAUUAUGACGAUCUACGUGAGGACAUGAGGAGCCGGGAGAUGGAGGUCAAAAACCUCCUCGACAAAGGGAAGACCGAGCAACAGACUGCAGACCAACUUCUGGCCCGAGCCGAUGCUGCAAAAGCACAAGCAGAAGAGGCUGCAAAGAAAGGACGGACGACUCUUCAGGAAGCUAACGAAAUACUCAACAACCUGCGAGAUUUUGACAAGAGGGUGAAUGACAAUAAAACCGCGGCAGAAGCGGCGCUGCGUAAGGUCCCACUGAUUAACCAAACCAUCGCAGAAGCAAACAACAAGACUCGUCAAGCCGAAAAUGCACUAGGCAACGCCAACGCUGAUGCUCGAGGAGCCAAGUCUAAGGCAGAGGAAGCUGAGAAGAUUGCCAAAGAUGUCCAAAAUAAUGCUUCCAUCGCCCGAACGCAGGCUGACAACACCUUCAAGGACGUCACAGCUUUAGAUGGAGAGUUGCAGGAUAUGUUGAAACAGCUGCAAGAUGCGGAGGACCAACUGAAGCAGAAGCAGUCAGAAGCUGAUCAAGACAUGAUGAUGGCUAAAAUGGCAUCUGAUGCAGCGCAAGAAGCCGAGAGCAAUGCCAAGAAAGCAAAGAAUUCUGUGAAUGAUGUCCUUGAAGUGAUAAACAAACUGCUCCAGAACCUAGGUCAGCUGGACCCAGUUGAUGUUGGAAAGCUCAAUGAUCUGGAGAGGACACUGAACGAUGCAAAAACCCAGCUCCGUGAUAGCGAUCUAGACCGCAAGGUGGCUGAGCUGGAGGAAUCGGCGCGGCUGCAGGAUGUAGCUCUGCUCUCUUACAAACGAGACAUUGACCAGAUCCUCAAAGACAUCAGCAACCUUGAGGACAUUAAGAACACCUUGCCUCCUGGAUGCUAUAACACCCCUAUCAUUGAGAAACCCUAAAGCCAAGCCCCCUUGGGAAGAAAGGCAGGAGGUUACACGAUACCUCCUCCCUCAUCAACCCCCACGUUUGGCUGUGAAGUGCCUUAUUACUCACCUACCCCAGACUAUUUGCCCUACACACUGUACACUCUAUGCCCAAUGAAUAUUGACGUGAAUGGGAAGUUACAACCUUUGGAAAUGUAUUCCCUUUCAAUUAAAUGGCCCCACUCCAUGUCGCGUAUACCAGAGGCCUCAAAG
Spea bombifrons (plains spadefoot toad) is the source of this 5420-nucleotide messenger RNA. RefSeq names its product laminin subunit gamma 1 (gene LAMC1). The coding region runs from base 402 to 5183 and encodes 1593 amino acids. Gene Ontology annotation, molecular function: extracellular matrix structural constituent. Lineage: Eukaryota; Metazoa; Chordata; Amphibia; Anura; Pelobatidae. The transcript is spliced from 28 exons. The record is from RefSeq and is a predicted model, not a curated record.